AAUAGAAAUACAAAAUUGAGCUUGGAAACUGAGAGAGAGAGAGAGAUUGGGAAAAAUAUGGAAGAAGCACAGAAGUACGUAUGGGAAGGAGCGAUUCCGCUUCAGAUUCAUCUCCAUGAAUCCGAAGUCACCACUCUCCCUACUCCUCCACCCGCACUGAUCUUGGCUCCUCGAAUUGGAUACUUACCUUUGUUGGUUCCUCAAAUAAAGCCCCAUUUCAGUAACGCGCUCCCUCCUGGCUCCCCUGACACCGUUUGGUUCGACUACAAUGGCUUGCCCCUCAAAUGGUAUAUACCAACAGGAGUUCUUUUUGACCUUCUAUGUGCUGAACCAGAAAGACCUUGGAAUCUAACAGUACAUUUUAGAGGAUACCCAUCAAAUAUAUUAGUCCCAUGUGAAGGUGAAGAUAGUGUAAAAUGGAGCUUUAUUAAUUCUUUGAAAGAGGCAUCAGAAGCAAUUCAAGCCAUAGCCUUACCUUGGAAAAGGAAUUUCAAAUUUGAAGAAUUUCCUGAAGUUUUUUUGAAGAUGUCUAAUCUUAGAUUGCUGAUUAUUAAUGGUUUCGACAUCCCGGAUGCUCUCGAUUUUGCUCCAAAUAGCCUGAAGUAUCUUUCAUUGGAUUACAGUUCUUUAAAAUGUUUGCAUCUAGUUUCCAACCAAAGGAGCUUGUUCAUCUUGACUUGCCCUUUAGCAAGUUUGAAUAUCUUUGGGAAGGAGAAAAGCGUUUAGGAAAGUUAAAGUUCAUUGAUCUUAGUUUUUCCACAAACCUUAUUAGGACACCUGACUUUUCUGGGGUUCCAAGACUUGUGCAACUAAAGUUUGGUGGUUGCUCUAAUUUGGUUGAGAUUCACCCAUCUAUUGGACAACUUAGCAGGCUUAAGUAUUUAGAUCUGAUAUGCUGUGUAUCUCUUACCAAUCUUCCCAGCAUGUCUGCUGAAAUGCAGUCUCUUACGACUAUUAGACUAUAUGUAUAAGUGCCAACCAUAAACAUCAUUCUAAAAAAUAGACCUUACUACAUACAAUAACAGCACUCUUAAACCCAUACAAUAAAAAUCUUUUGCAAAACAUAUUUACUUAUAUAUUUUUAUUAACUUAAAAAGAAAAGAAGCUAAACACAUUACAAUGCCCCUCGCCCCUCUUUUCUUUCUCACAAUCACAAUGCCCCAGUACAACAAACUUAAUAUAUUUUUCCCUACUCUUCUCAAUAAUGGAUUAGUUCUCUCAAUCAUCUCCAUCUCAAGGGACGGCUCGACAAAUUGGGCAUGCAGGGACUCGAGCCAAGGCGCGGACAAUGCACCUUCGGUGAUACACAUGCUUACAAGUUUGUAUGGUAGCUAAUCUGUCUCCGGCAUUAAAAUCACCUAAACAAAUCGAACACAUCUCCGCGUUAUACGGGAUAUUUGAAAUAUUUUGGAAAAGCACCAUCCGAACCCCCACAGGAAGCCUAGUACGACUACGGUAUAGAUAUACCACGUAUAUCACCAAAGUCGUAAGCAUCAAAAUGCAAAUAGAGGUGAUAACGUUGGCAUUAAAUUGGUUAUGCCAAAUACCAGGAUUAGGCCCGAUAGGCUGUGUAA
This is a messenger RNA of Quercus lobata, 1574 nucleotides long. RefSeq names its product autophagy protein 5-like. The transcript has 6 exons. The record is from RefSeq and is a predicted model, not a curated record. Gene Ontology annotation, molecular function: Atg8-family ligase activity. Bases 58 to 726 code for a protein of 222 amino acids. NCBI's taxonomy places the organism in Eukaryota, Viridiplantae, Streptophyta, Magnoliopsida, Fagales, Fagaceae. Gene Ontology annotation, cellular component: phagophore assembly site membrane; mitochondria-associated endoplasmic reticulum membrane contact site; phagophore. Gene Ontology annotation, biological process: cellular response to nitrogen starvation; protein lipidation involved in autophagosome assembly; piecemeal microautophagy of the nucleus.